Molecule: messenger RNA, 324 nt
Organism: Rhodofomes roseus
Lineage: Eukaryota; Fungi; Basidiomycota; Agaricomycetes; Polyporales; Fomitopsidaceae
Exons: 1
Biological process (GO): regulation of cyclin-dependent protein serine/threonine kinase activity
Cellular component (GO): cyclin-dependent protein kinase holoenzyme complex; nucleus
Molecular function (GO): cyclin-dependent protein serine/threonine kinase regulator activity; protein kinase binding
Source: RefSeq, a predicted model, not a curated record
UUCGCCGCCCUCUAUCUGCUCCAGAGACUAAACGCCCGAUUCCCCGCCGCUCGCGGUUCGUCAGGCCAUCGCCUUUUCAUCUCCGCCUUCAUGAUCGCCUCUAAAGUCAUCUGCGACGACACCUAUUCUAAUAAGUCGUGGAGCAUCGUCGGCCAAGGCAUGCUCGCCCUCCGCGAAGUCAACCAAAUGGAGCGCGAGAUGUGCUCUUACCUGGAGUGGCAGCUCAACAUCGAGCCGGGAGCGUUGAAGGAGUUCGAGGCGAAGGUACAGAGAGACUUCAAGGGCCAAGGGCCAUACCCAACGUACGUCCUCACCACCCCAGCG